This is a messenger RNA of Dromaius novaehollandiae (emu), 3194 nucleotides long. RefSeq names its product lysophosphatidic acid receptor 1-B-like. NCBI's taxonomy places the organism in Eukaryota, Metazoa, Chordata, Aves, Casuariiformes, Dromaiidae. Gene Ontology annotation, cellular component: plasma membrane; cytoplasm. Bases 463 to 1431 code for a protein of 322 amino acids. Gene Ontology annotation, biological process: regulation of metabolic process; adenylate cyclase-activating G protein-coupled receptor signaling pathway. Gene Ontology annotation, molecular function: G protein-coupled receptor activity. The transcript has a single exon. The record is from RefSeq and is a predicted model, not a curated record.
UUCUCCAUUUUCUGACUCACUGAUCUUUUAUUUGUUUCUAUCUAAUGUACUUACAGAUGAAUUGACAUUCACUCCAUUUUAGAAUAUCAUCAAAGUCUUUCUAACUACUGAUGCAAUCAUCCAUUGUCAUAAGAGCUCGCAAAAUUUUGCUUUUGAUAAAGGUUACUUUAGGCAGAUCAAUUAUACAGCAUUAAGUACAUUUUCCUCUUUUGGCUGUCCUAGCAACUUAAGAGUAAUUGGCUGUGCCCUGAGUUGGUAACCCAAAUAUUUAAAAACACAAGUGGUUAAAGUUUAAUCCGCUGUUAUGAUGAUGAUGAUGAUGUGGCAAUAGAAGCUGUGUUUCAAGAUUCAUUUUUCGUCUGGAGAACAAGGUGGCGGUAACGCAGUUGUAGUAUGGUCUCGUACGGAAUAUGGGAUGUGUAAAGCAGACUUUGUUAAUGGUUUGAAGUAGGAUUUUUCACCAUGAAUGGAUACCCAAACUGCUCUGUUAACCAUACUAAAAUCUGGAGUUCACAGUUAGUACUUGCACUGGGCAUCCCUCAACUGACUAUUAACAUAAUAUCCGUGAUCUUCAACUGCACGGUCAUCUUCACCAUAGUGGCUACCAAGGAUCUGCACAAGCCUAUUCUUGUACUGUUCUGCAAUUUGGCUUUUUCCGAUCUCUUCACCAGCUCUUCUGGCUUCUGGAUUUCAGUGCUGUUCAUCACCAACCCUGACAGUACAAUCUUUGGAUCCAGGGAUAUGCUUGCACCUUAUGCCUUUUAUACUACAUCUAUUUUAUCUACCAUCUAUAACUUGGUAAGCAUUGGAAUUGAACGCUACCUGGCUGUAGCCGAAAGCAUGAGGACAAGAUUCAGGGUUUCUAGAAAGCAUUCUCUAGCUGCUGUUUUAAUUAACUGGGUCCUUGCUUUCUUUUUCGGUUGCUUGCCAUUGAUGGGGUGGAACUGCUUGCACAGAGAAAAUAAUCUCUCUGUCCUUUACAGUCCAUUUUGUGUUGACUACCUCAUCUUCAUCACCAUUCCCCAUUGUGUGGUGGCCUUUAUUGUACCUCUGUUCACCUACCUCAGCAUCAUUAUCAUCUUGAGGAAAAGAAAGUUCAAAAUGAAAGCACAUGGACAAGCUACUGGCACCUACAAAUCAGCUGAGAUCCAGGUUGCCAGAACUAGCAUUUUUAUUUGGCUCUUGACAUUGGUCUCCUAUGCUCCUUUUUUUGCAGGAGUCCUAUUCGAUGCAACUAACCACCAGUGCCCCCUUGAUCUCUACCCAAGGGCCUACAUCUUUCGAAAUUGCACAGCUGUGUUGGUAACCAUGAACUGUUUGGGAAACCCCAUAAUAUAUACGCUGAAGACCAAAGAACUGGGGGCUAAACUCAAGGCUCUGAAGUGCCCUUCUGGCAACCGCAUCCACGCCUGCACCAUUAAAAGUAUCUAGCAGCGACAGCUGUUGCGUAAGGGCUGCCCACUGGCAUUACUUACGCGAUAUCUUCAUGGAGAUACCUGAAAUAAUGCCACUGCCUCUUGCCCCACUGGCAGUGGGGCCCAUUCCUGUGAGGCACGGGGCACUUUGGCAUGCAGUGGGGCACAGCUCCGCACUCAGCGGGCACGCGUGCUGCGACUGGGAACAGUCGGAUAAGGCAGCCUGGCAAGUGAGCGGGGCAAAAGGCUCUUUCCUGAUCUACAUUAAUGGCUUUUCUGGUCUUUGAAUGUUGGCUGAAUUUGGUUAAAUGUUAACUCUGAGCACAGCAGCUUUUCUUCAUUAACCCACCUGGUGGAUGGGACUGAUUUAUCUAUCCUUUAAAUGGAAGCAGGAGGUUUAUUUUGCUUUGAGAUAAAAAUAAAUCCAUUACUGAUGUUUACUUUGUAUUUUGAAAUAUGCCUCUAUUGUGCUUGCUUUGCUACUAAGAUUUAAAUCCUUUUUUUUUGCCCUUUUUAAUGCUCUUGAAGAUGCUUUUUGUUAAAUUGCAAGAAAAUUUUCAGUAGUAUGGGGGGAAUUAUGUUUUAAUCUUUUAUUUACAAGCAGUCAAAUUGUAGGUCUUUGAGUGCUUGAUUGAUUUCUGCAUUAAUGGGGUACUCAAUACUGCUUUACUGUUAUAAUUUUAACUGCAGUAUGUAGCUGGAUCAUGUGUUUUCGUGAAAUAUCUGUGACUACCCUUUUCAUAUUUUUGCUUAGAAGCACACUUGAGUCUGUGGCUUUUGAAAUUUGAAUUAUAAGUUUAGAAGAAAACCUAAUUUGAGUUUUGCAGUAUCAAAACUGCCGUGGAGUUUCCUAUACAAAGCAAAGCAAAAUAAAAAUUUGAAGACUGGCUAUUUUGUAAAAGGAAAAGGUCUCACCCUCUCCGAAAAAAGAAAUUGGCUACUGAAUACUUAAUUUGUCAUAUCCUAGUAGAAUGGGUGCUUAUAUUUAGUAACAGGGGGAUACUGUCUAGAGGAAUCCCAAUGUUUAAAUUUCUUAUCCCUGCACAUGCACAGUUAUAAAUGUGUAAGUUUUGACUGAACAGCCCCCGGUGAUGGUAGCUUGUCUUUCUUGUUGUAAGGUACGCUCAAGUAUUAUUCAAUAGCAUUGCAUUAAUGUGAUAAUAUGUACUGUACAAUCCAAGCAACAUCAGCCCUUGAAAUACAAGUUGGAGUUUUCAGUGAUUAUUUCCAGUGUAAUUGUUUUGUUGUCAUUGUUUUAGUAUUUCAAAAGGCUUCAGUGAAGUAAAAACAAAAUCCCAUUAAUCUGUUCUUGAGAGGAUAUAAGAAAAUGUUUCGUAUAAGAAGUGGGUUCACCUGUUAAUGUAACAAAUGAGUUAAGCUUCAUUACAUUCACAAAUCGGAUGCCUGGUUGUUUUAUGUUUAUUACCAUAAAAAAAACCUUUUUUGUGCUAUUUUACCUUGAAGGAUUCUGGGAGAAUUUUUUUCUUGUUUUGAAUUAAAAUUCAGACACUUUAUUUAAGGAGAUAGAUGGUGCUAUGUGAUACAUAAUUAAAAUUAAUUAUUUAAAUGGAUAAUGUAACUCACACAAGAUCAGUCUGGCCCAUUUCUUUCUUCUGAGCACUACUAUUCCUGUAAUUGUUUUCUUCCAACUUGACCACCACCAACCUCAAGAAAUGAUCAACUUAAAACUAAACAUCUAUCUCUAAUUGUAUUUCAACCUAAACUUAAAAACAGGAACUUAAAACAGAAUUUACCAAAGGGCAGAUGAUAAAGAUCAUC